This is a messenger RNA of Mya arenaria, 4267 nucleotides long. Its product is annotated as sodium-coupled monocarboxylate transporter 1-like. Gene Ontology annotation, biological process: sodium ion transport; transmembrane transport. The record is from RefSeq and is a predicted model, not a curated record. Gene Ontology annotation, cellular component: membrane. Bases 359 to 2239 code for a protein of 626 amino acids. NCBI's taxonomy places the organism in Eukaryota, Metazoa, Mollusca, Bivalvia, Myida, Myidae. The transcript has 2 exons. Gene Ontology annotation, molecular function: symporter activity.
CGGCAGGGUGACUUCCGGUUUAUAACGCAGUAUAAUAACAGCGAUAAAUACUGACUAAUUAUCAUUCCAGAUAAAAUGCUGAUGUUAUCUUUUGAGAUCAUUACUUUCAAUGAAGAACAUAACUACAAUUGAUUGGGCUGCUAGAUUGGUAGCAACGUGAUGGACCACACACACAAGAGUAUAACAUGCAGGGACUAUUAGUGUUUACCAAUAAUUUAACUUGGAUUGGCAUAAAAAUGGCGAAAUUAAAGUGAUUUUAUAUAUCGUCAUAUACCUGUAUCAUAAUUUUGUAAAUGGGUUUAAUUAUUCGAUAUGAACUGCAAACAAGCUUCAUUGUAUUUGUAACUCCAUUCGUAUAAUGACCGUCAUGGAUUAUCCAAUAAGGCUCCAUGUGGCGGACUAUGUUGUCCUUGGAUUUGGAAUAGCUGCAUCUUUUGCAACAGGUGUCUUUUACGCAAUCAAAGAGCGCAAACAUUCAACGUUACUUCGGUUUCACAGAGGAGAUGGAAAAUUAAAUGCCAUUCCAGUGGCAAUUUCGCUACUUGUGACGCUAGAAUCUUCCAUUUUCUACCUUGGAUACCCGACUGAAAUCUACAUCUACGGAUCAAUGUAUUGGCUAGUGAACAUUGGAUUAAUUCUUGGUUUUCUUGCCAUGUUUUUCAUAAUAAUCCCCCUGUUCUACCCACUGCAAAUUACAAGUGUGUAUGAGUAUCUUGAAAUGAGACACGAAUCUAGACUACUUCGUCAGAUUGCAAUGUGGAUGGGGACAUUUGUCAUGAUAAUAUACGCGGGAAUUGUCAUUUUCGGGGCAGCUAUAGCCAUGGAAUCAGUGACGGGGGUCCGUGUAUGGGUCUUCAUAAUCGCAAUCACAGUUUCCGCAGUAAUAUACACGUCGCUUGGUGGAAUAAAAGCAGUUGUGGUCACCGACGUCGUACAAGGGGUGAUAAUGAUGAUCGUCAUUUGCGCAGUUGUCAUUUAUGGAACUAUAAAAGUAGGAGGAUUUUCAGAAGUGAUAGCUAUUAACAAGCCAGCUGGACGUUUGGAUUUGAUUGAUUUCGACCCCAAUCCUUACAAAAGACACACGUUCUGGACACUGGUCAUAGGAUAUGGUUGGAUUUGCGCGGGGAUAUCGUUUCGGCAACCAAUUGUUCAAAGACUUAAUUCUACUCGGUCUAUAAAUGAAGCCAAGAAGGUCGUAGCUCUCGCAAUACCCGGAUUCGUGAUAAUGCAAGCCCUUGUUAUGUUUGAAGGUUUGGUGGCCUAUGCCUAUUUUUCAAACAAAAGAUGUGACCCACUUGCUUCCGGAGCCAUCUCAAACCCUAACCAAAUAGUGCCGUAUCUGGUUAUGGACCUUUUCCAGGACGUACCGGGCAUUGCAGGGCUUUUUUUAGCUGCUCUAUGCAGCGCGUCUCUGAGCACAAUUUCCUCUUUAUUGAGUGGCGUCUCGGCCGUCGCAUCGGAGGACAUUGUUCGACCACGCUUGAAACACAAAUCAGAAAAGUACCUGACUAAUAUUUCAAGACUCAUAAUUGUUUUGACUGGUGCAGUAUGUAUUGGCGUAGGGAUACUCUUUAGCUACGUAGAGGGAGCCCCAAUGGGACAAAUUGCAGACAGCAUUCUCGGCGCUGUGGAUGGACCCGUUUCAGCAGUAUUCUAUCUCUCAAUAUUCUGCAAGUUCACAACACGGCGCGGUCUCUAUGUCUGCAUCGUAGUUGGUUUGUGUUUUGCCUUAUGGAUGUCACUUGGCUACAACUUCUCGCCAGGACGUAGGAAGACGCCAUGGCUACCUCUUGGACCCACUGAUGGAUGUACAGUUAACAACUUUACAACCUUCGACAAUAUAUCUUUGAACCAGCAGAACACUUUUCAAUCUCAAAUAAAUAUAAGCACUAUUUUGAACACAACGACUGGCAGCAGAGACGCAAAUAACACGCCGUCUGUAUGUUCCAUUGAUGGCAACAGUAGUACGCCUUUGAACUCGGGACGCACUGACGGACGCAUUGAAGGGCUGGAUUGGUUGUAUUCUAUUUCGUACAUGUACAUUUCAUUACUUGUCUCAAUCGUCACAAUAACAACUGGUCUCAUUGCAAGCAGGUUAACAAAAGACAGACCAAAACCCGUACCAAAAUAUUUGAUGUUAAAGCUGAAUCGGAGAUUCCUUAAAUGUAUGCCAAAUUAUGCGGCACUAGCUGCAACGGAACCCCUUGAAAACGGAGAGCAACAAGAAAGCUCUUGCUAAAACAUAAACUAAUUUCCACAUGCAUGCACUAUGGAAGGGCAAGGGGUUAUACUUCCAAAUCGCGAAUUGAAAUUUUAAUACUGUUUUGUUUUUCAUUUUCUAUAUGUGAUAAAACUGUGCCUUUGGACCUAACUGUUGGCAAGCACAUGUUGCCACUUCUAGAAGCAUUUUAGAAAAUCGUUACCGAAACAUCAAUCUAUAUGAACCCCAUUUACUGAUUUAUGAGAGUUUAUUUGAUCUUCCUGUUAUUUAUGUUUUCUAAAAAGAAUCUGUUGCUAUUUCAAUCUAUAUAUGAUAGUUUACUAUAACCAAACGGAAAAGUGUAAUAUGAUUCGUGCUAAAUGCUAUUACGCUUUCUGCUUUAAAGCUGCACUCUAACAGUAAAUAGAAAUAUAUCAUUUUUUGUGUAUACUUUAAUGCGAUGCUUUAUUUCUAGCACUCAAAUUAAACAACUUAAUUGUUAAUUGUAAUUAAAUAUAGCAAAGUAAGCACUCAACGACCUGAACAUUUGUAAAAUGAAAUUUAAUUAAAGACAUUAACCUUUCAAUUUCUUGUUUAUUUGGCAAGUGCAAACCUCUGGCGGGAAGUCGAUAUUUUAUUUGUCUCAGUUAAAUUGUCUUUUAUUUUUUCUUGGCACCAAAAACCAUUUUUAGACUUGCCUGUUUUUAACUAACUAAGUUAGUUUGAACAGUAAAAUAUGUCAGAUUUUACAAAAUUAAUGUGUUAGAUUUUAAGUCCUCAAUUUUAAUAUUUUGUGACUUCAAAACGUUUAAACGUUUAAACUUAAACCACAAGACAAAAAAUAAAAAAAAGUUGUUGAAAAGUUCAAUCUGUGAGAGUGCAGCUUUAAAAAACACAGUGAGGAAAUAUGUUUUUAUGAAAUAAUAUUGAAACCUCAAAAGCGAUUAACGCAUGAUCAAAUUGAAGGCUUUGAUGAAUUUUAAAGCUUCUUUUUAUUUGCGCUUUUUUGGAAUGGUAAUCUUCUCAUGUGAGUUUGAAAAAAAUACGCUACAUCACUUAUGCAUUAAGAUUGAAUAGUAAAUAUUUCUAUAAAUAAUAUUAACUGAAUGUUAUCCAGGUGUUACGCUCCAAUGAUUUUAAAGAUUUAUACCUUCAAACCUGUAAUGAUUUGAGGAAAACCUGGCUGGCAGAAAGUUUUUUUCAUUUCGUUCACAUGGACUGCGUUUUUUUUUGCCAGAUUUUAAAAUCUAUAUGUCAAAUGAAUGUCUAGCAGAGUUCUGGGUAUGCGUAUAGCAUGUUGCAGAUUAUGUCAAUGUUAGAGAAACACCAACUAUUCAGCUUUUGUUUAAAAUCAUGAAGCACCUUGACUUGUUAAGCAUAAUAAUUUGUCUGAUUAACGUAAAUAGUGCAUACAUGUAGCAUGAAUUAGUAAUGGCUAAAAGUGUUACUAACACUAAUACAAAAUGCAUAAAAUAUCAAGUUUUGGUCAUGAAUAUGAAAAACCGCGAUCGGAUUUUUUUGUCAGCAGUCUUAUAUCACUGGUUUCCAUGCAUUUUCGCAAAUAAUGGCUUGUUCAAAGACAAAAAAAAAAAGUUGUUUAACAAAGUUAGUAUUCUUGCCUUUUUGCGAUCAGACAGAAUGUUAAUAAGAAAUCUAUUAGAGGCCUUAAAAUACAGCAAAUUAAUUUAUUCCUUUCUAAUUCAUGAAUAUUAACAAAUUCACGGAACAAAGCCAUGAGAGUGUGGCUAUUAGGAUAAUGCAAGUUGUAACUGGAAGCCAAACUUGAGAACGCUCCUAUUAUACCCUAUCAGUCUUGCGUGCCAUUACAUGCCCUCCUGACUGACAACGCUCAUUAUCCAGUUGUGCUCUACGUCUUCUGUGGGCUUGUAUCAGUUUUCAGCGGUUUAUUGUGAUUCUGUAAUAUAAUUAAUCAAACCAAAGUUUGCGCUAACUUGUCAGAUAAUUAUUGAUAUGUUUGUGGUUAUUGUAAAACCUGCACGUUUUUUAUCACAAGUUUGUUUGCUUGUUUAAUAACCAGGGUGAAAAACCUUCUUUAUGCAGUAUUUA